AUGAGGGCCUGGUCCGAGUACAUUGUAGCAGCUCCGACUGUCGCGUCCCCUUCACCCACCUACCGUGCCUUCAGUCCCACGACGCCCUCUUCGGCCUCGUUCCAACCCCAGUACGCCGGCGCCAAUGUCUCCCGCAUCCAUACGAGCGACUCGUCGGUGUCGCUCCAGUCCCAGUUCGACGCGCAUGGACAGCCACUGAAGGGGAGGGAGUCCAUGGUGUCCAUGCAGUCCUACUACGACUCCCCAACCUCCCCCCAGCAGCCGGACCCUUACGUUGGAGCAAGCCACACCGCGUACACACCCCCGACCUCAUGGAUAGGCGGCCACCAGUCCCAGGGCUACGAGCCUGUCCCGACCGCGACCCCGCUCUCCCUUUCGAGGUCCGGGAGUUCGCGCACGAGACGUGGCUGCUACAGCCUGGCUUUCUCCGGCGAGCACGAGGCCACCCUCCCCACCGCGGCGCCCAUGGGGCAGGACCAGAGCUACGAGGCCGUCCCGGCCCACGACGCCGCCGACGAUGUGCCCUUCGACCCCACCUCCACGCUCGGGCCCCCGAGUCUGCAGGACGACUCCUUCGUUAAGAAGCUGCAGGAGGCGGAGGCCAAGGGUCACCUGACCGGGGGGCUGGGGGCCGGCUGGAAGCCCGAGGAGCGGUUCCUCGGAUCGGAGCUGGCGAGGGCACUCUUGAGCCUGCAGAGGUCCAUCACGCGCAGAUCGAGCCACCUCUUGAACCUAAUUGAGAUGAUCUGA
Scedosporium apiospermum is the source of this 750-nucleotide messenger RNA. RefSeq lists its product as uncharacterized. NCBI's taxonomy places the organism in Eukaryota, Fungi, Ascomycota, Sordariomycetes, Microascales, Microascaceae. The transcript is spliced from 3 exons. The record is from RefSeq and is a predicted model, not a curated record. Bases 1 to 750 code for a protein of 249 amino acids.